GCAGCAGUUGUCUUGAGAGGUUGGAACUAACUGAUUCAUCUCACCGUAUCUCAUCUCAUCGCACCUUAUCCCACCGCAUCUCUUCCCAUCGCAAAGAAGAGCAAGGCCUUGGAGAAAGCAGGCUCAACAGCCAGCAUGCCGAAGAAAAGGGGCCAUCAGAGGUCGUCUGGUAUCCGCUCCCGCACCGCCCGGGCUGAGCUGUUCGUCUCUGUGAGCCACAUAGAGCACCUCCUGCGCAAAGGCCACUACGCCCAGCGCCUGAGCUCAUCUGCACCAGUCUUCCUAGCAGCGAUCAUUCAGGACCUGAUGUCCAAGGUCCUGGAGCUGGCAGGCAAUGAGGCCCAGAAAAGCGGUGAGACGCACAUCACCCCCAAGUUGUUGGACAUGGCGAUCCACAACAAUGCUCUGCUCAGCAGCAUUUUUGGGAUGACAACCAUCUCCCUGGUGGCCCCGGGUCCACACUAG
Bubalus bubalis (water buffalo) is the source of this 465-nucleotide messenger RNA. RefSeq names its product histone H2A-Bbd type 2/3. Gene Ontology annotation, molecular function: structural constituent of chromatin; DNA binding; protein heterodimerization activity. Gene Ontology annotation, cellular component: nucleosome. The record is from RefSeq and is a predicted model, not a curated record. Bases 136 to 465 code for a protein of 109 amino acids. The transcript has a single exon. NCBI's taxonomy places the organism in Eukaryota, Metazoa, Chordata, Mammalia, Artiodactyla, Bovidae.